Messenger RNA from Rhododendron vialii, 2830 nucleotides. RefSeq lists its product as uncharacterized. The transcript has 5 exons. The coding region runs from base 632 to 2497 and encodes 621 amino acids. Lineage: Eukaryota; Viridiplantae; Streptophyta; Magnoliopsida; Ericales; Ericaceae. The record is from RefSeq and is a predicted model, not a curated record.
AGGUUCUACCCUCCUAGACGAUGGACUUGCCGAGAUAGGAUUGAGUUUUUGUAUGGUUUCAUGACUAAUGAGUUUGAACCAAAAGAACGACUUUGAUCAUCAAAGUGAGAUGCAGAAAGAGCAUUACCCUCUCCGAGGGUGAACAGAAAUUUUUGCUAACGAUUGGGGAGAGUUUCUACCAGGAAGCUCGUGAGUUGGAACGAAAGUACGUUGCUUUGAGAAAAAUAUCUAGAGGCCUUAUUUCCAUGUUAUUCCACCUGGUGAUAAUCAACUAGAGAAUUGGCAUCGCUAUCUAGAUUUUGUCGAGAUGCGAGAAGAUUUUGACCGGGCUGUAAAACUUUAUGAAAAGAUGCUUUAUCUCCUGUGCUGCUACACUGAGUUCUGGAUGCGGAGCCUUGAAUUCAAGGAAACUGAGGGAGGGAGGGAGGGAGCCAGCUAACUUUGCGCUAGUCCGAGCAAGAGAAGUAUUUCUUAAGGGGAUCCGGCUUUCAGUAGUCCAACUUCCCAAUCUCGGCCUUUCAGCUCGACAAUUAAGUGUCCAGAUUGCACAUUUAAUGGCUGUGGUAACUCGAACCGUGGACUGCAGACAAGCCAAGAUUAUUCUUAAGGCACUCAAUUGUUGGACAAUCUGAUGGUAAGAAGAAAGAACCCAUUUCCAACGCCUUUUCGUCCAUCUGAAGGCAGUACUUCAGACCAACGUACCCAGCCCCAGAUGCAAGAGCAGGGACAAUCAACGCAUGAAAAUCAGACUUCAACCCCCAACCAGGUUUCCACAAGUCAGAUCCAACGAGAAACAAAAGACAACAAUGUACAGGAGAGAACCCAACAGGCCUCACUUAAAAUUGCAGAACCAUGUGUUGAGGAUGAACCCUUAGUAAACAAAACAAGCCAUGGCUUGGAACAUCAGUCCGGAGAUGAUGCAUGUGGACAACUGGAAUCAACUUCUUAUAUGGUACAACAGUCACCAAAAGCUGCAAAUGAACCAGUGGGGCCAGCUCGUGGUUUAGUACCGCAAAAUGUAAAAGAUGCAUGUGGACCAAAAGUGCCUGCUCCUCCUGGUUUAAUUCAUCAACCUGAAGAAGAUGCUUAUGAACCAGUAGAAACGGCUCAUGGUUUGGCUGAAAACACAACUCAACCUACUCAUGAUUUAGUUCAUCAAGUUGCCGAUGUUGAUUCAUUUGCAGUUGCCUCACAAAGAGACAUGGAUUCCAUUUAUGUUGAGAAAGAGUUGGACCCUGAGUUUGAACAAAAUGUUAAAUUGUUUCCUUCAGAUGGUCUUUACUUGAAUUCUCAGGACAAGGGAUAUGGGGAUUCAACAUCCAUGUCUUCUUCUGUGCAACAAUCUCCUGCUUUUAAUAGACCAGAGAACUAUCUGAAGGCUAAGGGGAGCCCUAGUAUAGUCAGCCCAGCAAGCACUAGAUCUUGUGAUCUGGCCCAAAUCGAAAAUGGACCUGUAAAACUUUCAUCUGGAGAUGCAAGAUCUGGGUUUCACCCUGAUACAGAAAAUCGACCGCAUAAAAAAUUGCGAGUUGCUCCAAACAAACAAUCCCCACCAGCUGAAAUGAAUGCUCAAAUGGUUAACAGUCAAGGUGAUUCCCAUAUUUCUUUAAAUGGGCAAAUUCCACAAGUUCAAGGGAAUUCAACAACUACUCAUUCGUGGCCACCACAAAAUUUGCGGCAGCAAAGCUUUGUUUCCGAAAACCAAUCACUUCCUCAAGCACAGAUGGCUCAGUUUCCUAUGCAAAGUGCAGGGCAGUAUGGGAUGGUAGCUGAUAAUCAAGUUUACAAUCAGAUGAUGGAAAAUUAUUUCCGGCAGCAGCAGUGUAUGAUUCCUCAACUUCACUAUCAGGAGCGACAACAAUUUAUGCAGCAGCAACAAGUUCAACAACCCUAUCAGCAGCAACAACAUCAUCAUCUUUAUUUACAACAGCAACUGCCACAAUUGUCCUAUCAACAGUUGCUACAGCUGCAGGAACAAGAAGCUCAGCUGAUGCAGCAGCAGCAACAUCAGUUCCAUAAUCCGUUGUUGCAGCCCCAGGAACAGAACCCAAUGCAACGGCAACAAGUAUAUUUGCAGCACCACCAGCAGAUUAUUUCCCCAAAAAUUCCAACAUGGAACAGGAGCUACUAUCAGCAGCAAUCUUCAAUGGAAAACUUCGGCAACAGCCAUUCUAGGGUUGAAUCAGGCCAGCAGUUCGCAUAUCAGGGACAACAGGUUAUGUCUCCUCAUAGUGCAAGUGCAUCUGAAUUUCCAAAUCCGCAGCAACAAUCUCGAGGCAUAACACAACCGCAUCAUGCAGCUGCAUCUGGAUCUUCUGUUUCUCCACAUAACCAGCUGCAACCUUCCCAUGGAGUGAUGCCGCAUGGUGCGGCUGCAUCUGGAUUUGCUGUUUCUCCACAUAACCAGCUGCAACCUUCCCAUGGAAUGACGCCACAUGGUGCAGGCGCGUCUAGACCUUUUUCAUCUUCGUAUAACCAGCAACAUCACCGUAAAUGAUCUUCUAUUAUUCACAUGAUUCUUUUGGAGAAGUUGCUUCAGAGGAGGACAUUUGUAUUAGUGUUGUGUGAUUGGAAUGCAACGAGAACUGUGAGUCGUGAAGGACGAUGUGCUUCUUUUAUGAGAAUCCUGUGUUGAUCUUACAUGCCGAAAAAUAAAGCUCUAACCGGGUGUGUUUUUUUCACACCAUGAGAGCGUCGUACUCUAUGGUCUAUUACUUAAGUGGUUAAUAGGGUGAACAUUUUGAGGGCUUUUCUGUGUUUUUGCUCAGACUUGGUUCUGCUAUUCUGGUAUUUGAUGAACUCAUUUUUUAAGUGAUUCAGUGUUGUUUUU